GUACGCCUUUAAAGCCCGAGGCAAAUAAGUUGGAAAAUAUAUUUUGUCUGCCUUUGUCACCAUUUUCUUGGUGUUUUUCUCGGCAACCAAGCAAGUUUUCCCUCCAAUUUUUAUCUCUCAGUUGUUACAUGGCAUUGAAUUGUACCAUAACGUCUUUAGAGAAACUGAGAAUGUGUUCCUUGUAGCAGAUUCCAGUCGUGGAAAGUUAACAGUGUAAUUGGAUUUGCAAUAGAGAGAGACCCAUGCCUACAAUCCGCCUCUACUCAUCGCUAGCUCCGCCCAACAGCCGCCGUCCCACUUCUCUGCUGCCUUCAAUCGCAUCCUUACUCAAAGGCUGCAAAACCCAAUUCCAUCUCGAACAAAUCCACGCCCACAUUGUCCGUAAAGGUUUGGAGCAAGAUUGCUUCCUCAUAAGCCCGUUCAUCUGCCUCUCCAACGCUCUCGCUUCCCUCUCUUACUCCACCGCUGUAUUUGACCGUCCUCAGCCCGACACCUUUCUCUGGAACUGUCUGAUCAAAGGGUACUGCGAAAGGUCUGGUUUUUUGCGCAUUGUUUCUCUGUUUGUUCGGAUGAAGAGGGAGGAAGGCCUUCCGGAUAGGUAUACGUACCCGUCUCUCUUUAAGGCGUGUGCGAGUGAGGGGAGGGUCUGGGAAGGAAGGGCGAUACAUGGGUCGGCGGUGAGGUGUGGAGUUGACGGGUAUGUGUUUGUAGGCACCAGUUUGAUUGAUUUGUACGGGAAAUGCAGGGAGAUUGUUUGCGCUCGCAAGGUGUUUGAUGGAAUGUCUGAGAGAAGUGUGGUUUCUUGGACGACUAUGGUUGUUGGGUAUGCUAGUGUUGGGGAUUUGGUGGAGGCCAACAAGCUGUUUGAUCAGAUGCCCCAGAGAAAUGCAGUGUCGUGGAAUGCGAUUAUUAGUGGGUUUGUAAAGAUGGGGGAUUUGGUCAAUGCUAGGAGGAUCUUUGAUCAAAUGCCUGAGAAGAAUGUGGUUUCUUAUACUACUAUGAUCGAUGGAUAUGCCAAGUGUGGAGAUAUGGCGUCUGCGAGAUUUUUGUUUGAGCAAUGCUCGGAUAAAGAUAUCGUUGCGUGGUCAGCAUUGAUAUCAGGGUAUGCUCAAAAUGGUCAACCUAACGAGGCUUUAAAGAUAUUUCAAGAAAUGAGUACGAAGAAUGUUAAGCCUGAUGAGUUUAUAAUGGUGAGCUUGAUGUCAGCUUGUUCCCAAGUGGGUUGCUUGCAGGUGGCUAAAUGGGUUGAUUCUUACCUGAGCCAGAGCUCCAUUGAUGUUCGUCAGGCUCAUGUUCUCGCAGCUCUGAUUAACAUGAAUGCAAUGUGUGGGAAUAUGGAAAGAGCAACUCGUUUGUUUGAAGAGAUGCCUAAGCAGGAUUUGAUUUCGUAUUGUUCUAUGAUACAAGGGUUGUCGAUUAAUGGUCAAGGGGAUCAGGCUGUUUCCCUCUUCAAUAAGAUGCUAACUGAAGGUUUUGCCCCGGAUGAGGUUGCUUUUACAGUCAUCCUGACAGUUUGUAGUCGCUCUGGGCUUGUAGAGGAGGGUUGGCACUUCUUUGAAUCAAUGAGACAUAAGUACCAUUUAAAUCCCUCUCCUGAUCAUUAUGCAUGUAUAGUUAGUCUUCUUAGCCGGUCAGGACGGUUAAAAGCAGCUUAUGAUCUUCUAAAAUCAAUGCAUGAGAAGCCUCAUGCUGGCGCUUGGGGUGCACUACUAGCAGCAUGUAAGCUAAACUGCAAUGCUGAGCUAGGAGAGUUAGUUGCUUAUCGACUUUUUGAGCUUGAACCCCAAAAUCCUGGUAAUUAUGUGCUCUUGUCUGAUAUCUAUGCAGCAACAGGCCGCUGGUUUGAUGUUUCUGCUGUGAGAACCAAAAUGGAAGAGCGAGGGAUUAAAAAGAUACCCGGUAUUAGUUAUUUAGUUUAAAAGGUUGAGCUUCUUGGAAACUCUCUUUAUGCAGUGCCUGGAGUGGAGUGUAUAUAGAGAGGCACACCAUCUUCCUUGGUGUCUACAUCGUGGAGUUGGAAUUGAUAAAAAAGAUUUAGUUCUACACCUAGCUUAUAGGUGCUUAAGGAACCAGGCUGCCAAGGCUGCCUUCUACGACACUCCUUAUUGCAAGCUUCAAGUGAGAUUGCAUGGGUGGUAGAGACAGAGACAUAAACGUUUUUGUUCAAAGGAGUUUAUUAAGACAAUCUUCUUCCCUUGAGAGCUUAAUCUGGGAUCAACUAUCAGCCAAGCAACCUGAAGCUUAUGAGUGGUGUAUCAAAUUAUCUCUAAGCAAGUUCCAUGGUGGUAACGUCCUUUGUUAAUUAUUUGCAGGGGACCCAUGCUUUACUGCUGCAACUAAUGUGUUUUUAGUAAGGUAACGCACUAGGGGUCUAGCAACACAAGUGACACAUCUCUCCUCAUGCUUGCACUGACAUGCAACGUAGUAAUUACAAAACUUGGUCAAGCAAAAGUUUCUUGCCCUCAGUUCUAUGUUAGGAUGUGUGGCAAGGAACUCAAUUGCUAGCUAUUGACGUUGUUGCCACUGUGGGGUUGCUGAGAAGGGUCUUUCAUGGAGAUGAACUGACAGAAAAAGAAAAGAAAGGUCUACAGAGAACUCUGACCGACAUAGUAUCAGUUGUUCCUAUUGGUGUUUUAAUGCUUCUUCCUGAUUCUCGUCUUAGUUCUUCAUCAGGCUGAUGUGGUUUAUCACUCGAGGAGGUUUACGGGCAUAUAACAAGGCGUGCAUUAGAUACUUUGUUUAUGUCGCAUUAUUGUGCGAUAUUGCAAGUGAAUCACUUGAGAGGCUUAUCACUCGGUCCACACCGAUCAAAGUCAACGAUGGAGUUUUAUGGGAGAUGUAAAUCGAAUGUGGAUGGCAUAAGAGACCGGCAAUGGCGUUGGUUGGUAGGUUUACACAGAGGUUUCCCAGUUGUUCCGAAAGGGGGCUCCACAAGGAAUCAAACGAGAUUUACAUGUAUCGAGUCAGGAAACAACUCUAUCCAAGCCACACAAAGCCUCUUGGACAACAGGCUCAGCAAACUUCCACUGCAAAUAAUACUCUGAAUACUUGUUUUUUCUUUCUUUUUUGAGGAAAAUCAAUCGAACAUCUUUGAUUUCAUAAAAGCAUGUGAACACUUCAAUGUGUCAACCAAACAAAUCCUUGUAUAAUUCCAUUCCACUAAAGUAUGUGUUGUUAUCUAUGGCCUUUCACAGUAGUUCGAGCGAGU
This is a messenger RNA of Pyrus x bretschneideri (Chinese white pear), 3208 nucleotides long. Its product is annotated as putative pentatricopeptide repeat-containing protein At5g37570. Gene Ontology annotation, biological process: RNA modification. Lineage: Eukaryota; Viridiplantae; Streptophyta; Magnoliopsida; Rosales; Rosaceae. The record is from RefSeq and is a predicted model, not a curated record. Gene Ontology annotation, molecular function: RNA binding; protein binding.